AUGCAUUUUGUAUCUGCUUGUAAUUUCAUUUGAAAAUUGAUAGUGACUUUUCAUAUAAUGACCCUUUUCAUCUCAAUUAAUUUUUUUAGACUUGAUGUUAGUUCCUUUAUAAUGUGUUGCUAAAAGAAUAUAGUUUUUGUGUAUAUGAAGAAAAAAAGACACUUAUGAAGUUAUGACCUGAAUUAUUCUUGUAGCAAUUGUUACUAGGCUUGUAAUGUUAUGUCUAGUAGUUGUACAUUGUUCAUUUAGUGUAUGUAUGGUUCUACUUCUGUAUAACUGAUUUUGACAUGUUUGGAUGUAUUUCAGUAUAAUUGAUUGUUUCCUGAAUUGAUUCUAACUUGUAGCUAGGAUCUGUAGUUUUUCACUCGAGGCGUAAUUUUUUCACUCAAAUGUAUUUGUCAACUCGCUUUUAGACAUAGAAAUCAAGGUCUAGGAUUUGCUUAAAGGGAAAAGGCAAAAAAGGUAAUUUAGAUUUGGGAAAAUGGGAGCUUCAAGCUCUAAAAUGGAGGAGGAUAAGGCGCUGCAACUGUGCCGGGAAAGGAAGAAAUUUGUUAGGCAAGCGCUUGAUGGCCGUUGCUCACUAGCAGCUGCACAUAUUUCAUAUGUUCAGUCACUGAGAAUUGUAGGAACAGCUCUUAGUAAAUUCACAGAACCUGAACCUCACUCUGAGUCUUCCUUAUAUACUAAUGCAACACCAGAAGCACUUGCUUUAACUGAUAAGGCAAUGUCACAGUCUUCGCCGUCCAUGUCACAACAAAUCGAUGCAGGGGAAACACACAGCUUCUAUACAACUCCGUCUCCUCCUAGUUCUAGUAAGUUCCAUGCUAAUCAUAUGAAAUUUGGUAGUUUUUCUUCUAAAAAAGUCGAAGAAAAACCACCUGUACCUGUUAUAGCGACGGUAACGUCAUCAGGCAUCGCACAAAAUGGAAGUAGAAUGUCCGAAACAGAAGCAUUUGAAGACUCUUCUGUUCCUGAUGGAACUCCACAAUGGGAUUUCUUCGGUCUUUUUAAUCCUGUUGAUCAUCAAUUUUCUUUUCAAGAACCGAAGGGCAUGCCUCAUCAUAUAGGGAAUGCUGAGGAGGGAGGAAUUCCUGACUUGGAAGAUGAUGAAGAGAAGGCUUCUUCUUGUGGAAGUGAAGGCUCGCGGGAUUCUGAGGAUGAAUUUGACGAAGAGCCUACUGCAGAAACUCUAGUCCAGAGAUUUGAAAAUCUAAAUAGAGCUAAUAACCAUGUUCAAGAAAAUGUUUUGCCUGUGAAAGGGGAUUCAGUUUCUGAAGUUGAAUUGGUAAGCGAGAAGGGAAACUUUCCUAAUUCAUCUCCAUCAAAGAAAUUGCCUAUGGCAGCUUUGCUUCCACCCGAAGCAAAUAAAUCAACCGAGAAAGAGAAUCAUAGUGAAAAUAAAGUCACUCCUAAGAAUUUCUUUUCAAGCAUGAAGGAUAUUGAAGUUCUCUUUAAUAGAGCUUCGGAUUCUGGCAAAGAGGUUCCAAGGAUGCUUGAAGCCAAUAAAUUUCACUUUCGACCGAUAUUUCAAGGAAAAAAAGACGGUUCUUUGGCAUCCUUUAUUUGUAAGGCAUGUUUCUCAUGUGGGGAAGACCCAAGUCAAGUUCCAGAAGAGCCUGCUCAAAACUCAGUUAAGUACUUAACUUGGCAUAGGACAGCAUCAUCUCGAUCCUCCUCCUCUAAAAACCCUUUAGAUGCAAACUCAAGAGAAAAUGUAGAGGAUCUCACCAAUAAUCUCUUUGAUAAUUCGUGUAUGAACGCUGGAAGCCAUGCAUCAACCUUGGACAGGCUACAUGCUUGGGAAAGGAAGCUCUAUGAUGAAGUGAAGGCUAGUGAGAUUGUCAGAAAGGAAUAUGACGCGAAGUGUAAAAUCUUGAGGAACCUGGAAUCAAAAGCAGAAAAGACCUCCACUGUUGAUAAAACUCGUGCUGCAGUCAAGGAUCUGCACUCAAGAAUCAGAGUUGCGAUUCACAGGAUAGACUCUAUAUCAAAGAGGAUUGAGGAGUUGCGAGACAAAGAGCUUCAGCCACAACUUGAGGAAUUGAUCGAAGGGUUAAAUCGAAUGUGGGAAGUGAUGCAUGAAUGCCACAAACUUCAGUUUCAGAUCAUGUCGGCAUCAUAUAACAACAGCCAUGCUAGAAUCACCAUGCAUUCCGAAUUACGCAGGCAGAUUACUGCCUAUCUUGAAAAUGAACUCCAGUUUCUAUCAUCAAGCUUCACCAAGUGGAUUGAAGCUCAGAAGUCCUAUCUGCAGGCUAUUAAUGGCUGGAUUCACAAAUGUGUUCCUCUUCAACAAAAGUCAGUCAAGAGAAAAAGGAGGCCACAAUCUGAACUUCUUAUACAAUAUGGUCCUCCAAUAUACGCCACAUGUGAUGUCUGGUUGAAAAAGCUCGGGACAUUACCUGUCAAGGAUGUUGUUGAUUCUAUUAAGAGUUUAGCAGCUGAUACUGCGCGGUUCUUACCAUAUCAAGACAAGAACCAGGGAAAAGAACCUCAUUCUCAUAUUGGCGGUGAAUCAGCAGAUGGUUUAUUAAGAGAUGACAUAUCGGAAGACUGGAUUUCAGGUUUUGAUCGGUUUCGAGCAAACUUGAUUCGAUUUCUUGGUCAAUUAAAUAGUUUGUCUGGUUCUUCUGUCAAAAUGUACAGAGAACUUAGACAAGCCAUUCAGGAAGCUAAGAACAAUUAUCACCGGCUCAAUUCUCAGUCUCAGAAUGGUCAUUUGAAUUAUCAGUCUUAUCAUGGUCACCACCAUAAUUCUGAAUCUCAAGAUGAGCAAUCACAGUCACAAUCUCAAGUUGUUUAGUUUAAAAAAUAAACAUCCAAAAAAUACGACAAGAAUUGCAUGAAAAGUUGCGGUGUUGCAAAAUUAUACCUUCCGUGUUGAGCAUAUAAUAGUCCAAUGGAUGAUGCAUUUGUACAAGAGAGGAUAUGAUGAAGCCAUUCCUUUUUUGGUUUUCCAUACUUACUAGUUUAGUCCUUUUUGAGAAUAGAAGAGAGCUGAUAAAUAUCUAUGUAAGAGCUGAUAGAUUUCUAUGUAAGAACUUGUAUAAUACCAUAUUUUUGUAAGCAAAUCAAAAUGUUUGUGGAAGGAAUUUUUUUUUUCUUUC
Molecule: messenger RNA, 3107 nt
Organism: Medicago truncatula (barrel medic)
Lineage: Eukaryota; Viridiplantae; Streptophyta; Magnoliopsida; Fabales; Fabaceae
Product: protein ROLLING AND ERECT LEAF 2
Exons: 6
Coding region: 482-2803 (773 amino acids)
Source: RefSeq, a predicted model, not a curated record